AUGGAUAUCCUAACCCUUUCAUGCGUCUGCAAAGCCCUGGCAGGGAUAAACAAUUGGAAAUGCUUUUUUGAUGUCACCAUCGGCGGAAGCCCUGCCGGCCGUAUCACCAUGGAGUUGACUGACAACACCCCCAAGACCUCAGAGAACUUCCGUGCCCUCUGCACUGGAGAGAAGGGAUUCGGCUACAAGGGCUGCCCCUUCCACCGCAUCAUCCCCAACUUCAUGAUCCAGGGAGGAGACUUCACCAACAAGAACGGAACUGGUGGCAAGUCUAUCUACGGCAACAAGUUUGAGGAUGAGAACUUCAUCAACAAGCACACUGGACCCGGCAUCUUGUCCAUGGCCAACGCUGGACCCAACACCAACGGAUCCCAGUUCUUCCUCUGCACCGUCAAGACUGACUGGCUUGACAACAAGCACGUUGUCUUCGGUAAGGUUGUUGAUGGCAUGGAUGUCGUCAAGAAGCUCGAGGCUGUCGGCUCCCAGAGCGGCAAGACCAGCGCCGAGGCUGUCAUCAGCGACUGCGGCCAGCUCUAA
Messenger RNA from Guillardia theta CCMP2712, 537 nucleotides. RefSeq lists its product as hypothetical. Gene Ontology annotation, cellular component: intracellular membrane-bounded organelle. Lineage: Eukaryota; Cryptophyceae; Pyrenomonadales; Geminigeraceae. The coding region runs from base 1 to 537 and encodes 178 amino acids. The record is from RefSeq and is a predicted model, not a curated record. Gene Ontology annotation, molecular function: peptidyl-prolyl cis-trans isomerase activity. Gene Ontology annotation, biological process: protein peptidyl-prolyl isomerization; protein folding. The transcript has 6 exons.